Coregonus sp. 'balchen' is the source of this 8429-nucleotide messenger RNA. The record is from the annotation of a GenBank genome assembly. NCBI's taxonomy places the organism in Eukaryota, Metazoa, Chordata, Actinopteri, Salmoniformes, Salmonidae.
AUGGAAAAGGAGCAGGAGCAGAGUGGGAGCCUGGACCCCCAGAGGAUCCCUCUGAUCCCCUCUACCCCAGAGGAGAUGGAGGACAUGCUCAAACUCUGCUCUUUCGUACGCUUCAAGAUCCCUCAACAGGUAGUCAUUGAUGCAUUUCAGUCGCAUUACUCAGGCCGGGAUUCAAUCUGAUCGCAUCUUGUCGGCUAUGCACCUUUUCAAAGCAGUGUUUCCACGUUUGUGGAGACCACAUUCAUGGUAAACGCUGCAUGUGUGUCGGCUCAAUCGGAAAUGACCUUUUUAAAUGUCUUGCGCGCUAUCACACGGAUCUACUGCUGAUCGGAUUGAAUCCAGGUCUUAGUUUUGUUGCUGUUGCCGGCUGGUCAACAUCUUCAGGACUUAGUCAAUAACAAAAAACCCGGACUACUACAAGAACUAGUCAAAAUCUUCUCUUUACUUGACUUGUUGCCAUUUUUUAAAAACAAGAAUCUACUGCAUGGUUUCCCAAUAAUUAACUUAUGUAACCCAUGGUUACAAUAACAUGUAUUAUUCUAACAAUAAUAGUUAUUAUUUUUGACAGAUUCUUCAGGGAUUGGUGGAUGUUCGGGUUCCAAACAACGACUUCUACAGAGAGCGUGAGGGACUUGGUUGGAACGUCUGGAUCAAAACAUUCAUUGAAUAAUUGAAUGAUCUAUCGGACUUGUUAAAUCACACCUGGUGGAAAGUUUUGGUUCUGUAUGUGAACAGGCAUUUUCUAUCUUUCCUCAGUGUUCAUGGAGAUCGUAGGAGAGAAGUCCAGACAUUCCUUACAUGAGAACAUGCAUCUGAUCACAGCCCCGACACAGGUCAUCUGGGGGAAGCAUGACCAGGUAAGCGUUCGAAGACCGCUGGGUCGUAACAUUGCACAAUAAAACUGUGGGCGCAAUCAACAGUGUAUAUCUUUCUUUUUAUUACAAGUAAUGCAAGUUGCAAGUAACUGGAUGUGGAUACACUACUUCUAAACUCUAGUACACUCUUAGAAAAAAGGGAUUUUGUUUUGUAUAUAAUGUAUGUGACUAUUUUUGUUUUGUUUUCUGUUUGUCUUUAUAAUUGUAAUGAAAAUAAAUCAUAAAAAAAUCAUAGAAGAAAUGGUUCCAUCAGGGUUCUUCGGCUGUCCCCAUAGGAUAACCCUUUUAAAGGUUCUACCUGGAACCAAAAAGGGUUCUUCAAAGGGUUAUCCUAUGGGGACAGCCAAAAAGAACCCUUUUAGGUUCUAGAUAGACCCUUUUUUUUUUUUUUUUUUUUUUUCCCCUAAGAGAGUACCUCUUAAUUGUUCUCUCCUCUCCUCUCUUCGUCUCUCAGGUGGUGGAUGUGUCGGGAGCGUCUAUGCUGAUGGAGGCAGUCUCUGGCUGCCAGGUGGACCUGCUGGAUAACUGUGGCCACUCUGUGGUGAUGGAGCGACCUCGCAAGACGGCUCAGCUCAUCGUGGACUUUAUCAAUAACCAACACAACACUGGCUCUGGCUCUAACAACAGCAAGAAACUCUCCUGAGACUGACUACCUGGAGCUCAGACUUUAUAGGACCAGUUUCCUGGACAAGGUUGAACAUAGUCCUAGACAAAGAAGCACUUUCAAUGGGGGUUUGAUCUCCGUUGAACAUGCGUUUCAGUCGGGGGACUAGGUUUCAGUCGGAGACUAGGUUUCAGUCAGGAUUUCAGUCAGCAACUAGGUUUCAGUCAGGGUUUCAGGUUUCAGUCAGGGUUUCAGUCAGCAACUAGGUUUCAGUCAGGGUUUCAGGUUUCAGUCAGAUUAGGUUUCAGUCAGGGUUUCAGGUUUCAGUCAGGGACUAGGUUUCAGGUUUAAUCUGUGUCAAGGAAACCAGCCCACAGUGAUCGUUUAUUGCAUCUGUAAAUAAUCGAAUAAUCUGUAAAUAAUCCAAUAAUCUUGAGUGAUAUUUUUCUAAUCUAGUCCUCAGGGAAUGAGGCCUUCACCCAGCUGGCAACUGUUUCAUGCUUGAAUUUGAUUAUAAGGCGAAGGAAGACUGUGUAAAAUACUGGGAUACAAUAUUGUGGUAUUGCAUUUAUUUGGUGAUUUAAGGACCUUAAUUUCAAAUGUUAUAUUCUUUGUUUAAUUGCCAAUGUGUUACUAACUAACUGAGAUGAUUUUGCCAAACCAUGAUUUUAUAUUUUAUUUGAGCUUGUGAUACCUCUGAUUCAGCUGGAGGACUGUGGUUGGUCGGGUCUGAGACUGUUCCCGCCAGAAAACCCAAGAAGUAAAGGAAGAUUUCGUUAGUUUGAUUUGUCUUGUUGAAGGUUGGUACUUGGUCUUAUUAUUAACCACAGGACCAACAUACAUAUUACACCUUGUACAUUAGGAAUAUAUUGAAGGAACAUUUAUCAUUGUGUUUUAAGAGAAAAUAAUAUGAAUUUGAACAAAAACAAUGGAGCUAUAAUGACGUAAGCUUUGUAUUAUUAUUAUUAUUAUUAUUAUUAUUAACCCAAAGUACUUUUUCUUCAAGCACUGCUAUAUACUGUUAUGUGAAAUAACCUGAUAGUAUCGAUGCAUGAGACGCAGCAACCAAUGCACAGCAAUGUCUGCAUAUUUUCAAGUUUGCUUUGUUUAGUUUAAGCUAAUGCCAUGUCAUUCAGUUACACUGAGACAGAAAUAGAUUUUGUGACACUUUUGUUAUCCUUGUACGUGUUAAUGCAUUGUCCAUCUACACAAUGUUUUGCUUAUUCUUGUAAAGUACAAAAUAAAACACUUUUCUCAUGCUGACAUGAAAUUCAUGGACCGCUCACAUCGGACAGUACUGUUUUGGGGCUGGGCCUUGAUUUGGGGUGGAGCUACAGCUGUUUUGGGGCCGGGCCUUGAUAUGGGGUGGAGCUACAGCUGUUUUGGAGCCGGGCCUUGAUAUGGGGUGGAGCUACAGCUGUUUUGGGGCUGGGCCUUGAUAUGGGGUGGAGCUACAGCUGUUUUGGGGCUGGGCCUUGAUAUGGGGUGGAGCUACAGCUGUUUUGGGGCUGGGCCUUGAUAUGGGGUGGAGCUACAGCUGUUUUGGGGCUGGGCCUUGAUAUGGGGUGGAGCUACAGCUGUUUUGGGGCUGGGCCUUGAUAUGGGGUGGAGCUACAGCUGUUUUGGGGCUGGGCCUUGAUAUGGGGUGGAGCUACAGCUGUUUUGGGGCUGGGCCUUGACUUGGGGUGAGAAAAGCUUGGUGAUAUUGAUUCAACGGUUGGGGGAAAAGCUUUGAGGAAAGGUUUGGGGGUUUGUUUCAGGUUUCAAGCAACAGUUUUAUGAAGGCCAGGGUUUGGAUGAGAUUGAAUGAGCUCAAUCCUUUUCAUAUGAUCACACUGUCAUCGUGAAGUGCUUUGGGAGUCACCUUACUUGACACCCUAGACCCCACUACAAUUUGCAUACCGCCCCAACAGAUCCAUGAACGACGCAAUCGCCAUUACGCUGAAUAAAUUCAGAUUGAAAACGUGAAAAACUUUCUCGUGAAAAUCACACUUUCACAUGUGGAAUUGCAAGUUCCCAUGUGAAAAACAAUCACGUGUCAAAAUCUAUACUGAACAAAAUAUAAACGCACCAUGCUGAGUGACAGUUCAUAUGAGGAAAUCAGUCAAUUGAAAUAAAUUAAUUGGGCCCUAAUCUAUGGAUUCCGCAUGACUGGGAAUACAGAUAUGCAACUGUUCGUCACAGAUACCUUUUAAAAAAAGUAGGGGCGUGGAUCAGAAAACCCGUCAUUAUCUGGUGUGACCACCAUUUGCCUCAUGCAGCGCAACACAUCUCCUUCGCAUAGAGUUGAUCAGGCUGUUGAUUUUGGCCUGUGGAAUGUUGUCCCACUCCUCUUCAAUGGCUGUGUAGAGUUGCUAUAUAUUGGCAGAAACUGGAACACACUGUCGUACACAUUGAUCCAGAGCAUCCCAAACAUGCUCAAUGGGUGACAUGUCUGGUGAGUAUGUAGGUCAUGGAAGAACUGGAACAUUUUCAACUUCCUGGAAUUGUGUACAGAUCCUUGCGACACGGGGCCAUGCAUUAUCAUGUGAUGGUGGCGGAUGAAUGUCAUGACAAUGGGCCUCAGGAUCUCGUCACGGUAUCUCUGCGCAUUCAAAUUGUCGUCGAUAAAAUGUAAUUGUGUUCGUUGUCUGUAGCUUAUGCCUGCCCAUACCAUAACCCCCACCAUGGGGCACUCAGUUUACAACGUUGACAUCAGCAAACCGCUCGCCCACACGACGCCAUACAUGUGGUCUGCAGUUAUGAGGCCAGUUGGACGUACGGCCAAAAUUCUCUAAAACGACGUUGGAGGCGGCUAAUGGUAGAGAAAUGAACAUUCAAUUCUCUGGCAAAAGCUCUGAUGGACAUUCCUGCAGUCAGCAUGCCAAUUGUACGCUCCCUCAACACUUGAGACAUCUGUGGCAUUGUGUUAUGUGACCAAAUUGUACAUUCUAGAGUGGCCUUUUAUUAUCCCCAGCACAAGGUGCCCCUGUGUAAUGAUCAUGCUGUUUACUCAGCUUCUUGAUAUGCCACACCUGUCAGGUGGAUGGAUUAUUUUGGCAAAGGAGAAAUGCUCACUAACAGGGAUGUAAAGAAAUUUGUGCACAACAUUUGAGAGAAAUACGUUUUUAGUGCGUAUGGAUCGUUUCUGGGAUCUUUUAUUUUCAGCUCAUGAAACAUGGGACCAACACUUUACAUUUUUGUUCAGUAUAAUUCACAUAAUAAUAAACAUUCACAUGUGAAAAUCUAACUUUCACACGUGGAAUUGGAAGUUCACAUGUGGUGGCGAAAUAGUGUUAUUCUGUUAACAUGUUGCAGUAGCAAUGUUUCCACGUAUGGAAAUAUGCAAAUUCUGUAAAAAGAUAACUUUAACCUACCUGAGCAUAAUAAUUCAAGUGUGUUAAAAAUUAUUAUUUCUUAUUUCUGAGUUGCUGCAGACGCACACCUCUCUUCAUACGACUGUUGGAAGAAGCCCACUGAAAGAACAGAGAAGCAUAACGUUAAAAUUAGCGCUGUCAGAGUUCAUCAGUUAACUUUUUGUAAUUUUAGUGGACAAUUCAUACGUUUGAUGGCUCCUAACCAACUGUGCUAUUUUGUUUGUUUUUUUCGCAUUGUUUGUAACUUAUUUUGUACAUAAUGUUGCUGCUACCGUCUCUGAUGAACGAAAAGAGCUUCUGGACAUCAGAACAGCGAUUGCUCACCUUGAACUUGGACAAAUAUUUUUUCUUUAAUGAGUCCGACGUGAAGGAUAUACUGCUUCCCCGAGACCAGUCCCAAAUCCCCGUCAUUCGCUUGAAGAAAAGACGGAAUUACAGGGGUGCCUUGUGAGAAUUCGUCAGCGAGUGGGUAAACCGCCUCUACCAUCCGUUCCAUUGGCCAACGUGCAAUCACUGGAAAAUAAACAGGAUGAUCUACGAUCCAGAAUAUCCUACCAACGGGACAUUAAAAACUGUAACAACUUAUGUUUCACCGAGUCGUGGCUGAACGAUGACACGGAUAAUAUAGAGCUGGGUUUUCCAUCGCAUCGGCAGGACAGAGCAGCACGUCUGGGGGUGUGUGUCUAUUUGUCAAUAACAGCUGGUGCGCAAUGUCUAAUAUUAAGGUAGUCUCGAGGUAUUGCUCGCCUGAGGUAGAGUACCUCAUGAUAAGCUGUAGACCCACUAUCUACCAAGAGAGUUCUCAUCUAUAUUAUUCCUAGCUGUCUAUUUACCACCACAAACCGAUGCUGGCACUAAGACCGCACUCAACGAGCCGUAUAAGGCCAUAAGCAAACAAGAAAAUGCUCAUCCAGAAGCGGUGCUCCUAGUGGCCGGGGACUUUAAUGCAGGCAAACUAAAAUCAGUUUUACCUAAUUUCUACCAGCAUGUCACAUGUGCAACCAAAGGGAAAAAAAAACUCUAGACCACCUUUACUCCACACAGAGACAUGCAUACAAAUCUCGCCCUCCAUUUGGCAAAUCUGACCAUAAUUAUAUCCUCCUGAUUCCUGCUUACAAGCAAAAACUAAAGCAGGAAGUACCAGUGACUCGCUCAAUACGGAAGUGAUCAGAUGACGUGGGUGCUACGCUACAGGACUGUUUUGCUAGCACAGACUGGAAUAUGUUCCGGGAUUCAUCCAAUGGCAUUGAGGAGUUAUACCACCUCAGUCACCGGCUUCAUCAAUAAGUGCAUCGACGACGUCGUCCCCACAGUGACCGUACGUACAUAUCCCAACCAGAAGCCAUGGAUUACAGGCAACAUCCGCACCGAGCUAAGGAGCGGGACACUAAUCCGGACCCUUAUAAGAAAUCCUGCUAUGCCCUCAGACGAACCAUCAAACAGGCAAAGAGUCAAUACAGGACUAAGAUUGAAUCCUACUACACCGGCUCUGACGCUCGUCGGAUGUGGCAGGGCUCGCAAACUAUUACGGACUACAAAGGGAAACCCAGCCGCAAGCUGCCCAGUGACGCGAGCCUACCAGAUGAGCUAAAUGCCUUUUAUGCUGGCUUCGAGGUAUUGUUCGUUUUGACUCCACUAAGCCUUUUCCAAGCUCGUUUGUGAGAACCAGUUAUAGCCUUCAGUCCUAGUUUUGAUUCACCUGCCUGUUUGCCUACUUGUGUAUGACCUUUGACCUUCUGCGAAGGCGGAACAUCCGUUCAUUUUGUGGAAUAUCUCCGCACCGCCAAAGUGUCUCAAUUCCGGCCUCCCGAGUGGCGCAGUGGUCUAAGGCAGGAAUCAGGAGGAUAGAGUUAUGGUCAGAUUUACCAAAUGGAGGGCGAGGGAGAGCUUUGUACGCGUCUCUGUGUGUGGAGUAAAGGUGGUCUAGAGUUUUUUUUCCUCUGGUUGCACAUUUAACAUGCCGGUAGAAAUUAGGUAGAACGGAUUUAAGUUUCCCUGCAUUAAAAUCCCCGGCCACUAGGAGCGCUGCCUCUGGAUGAGCGUUUCCUGUUUACUUAUGGCCUUAUACAGCUCAUUGAGUGCAAUCUUAGUGCCAGCAUUGGUUUGUGGUGGUAUAUAGACAGCUAUGAAAAAUAUAGAUAAACUCUCUUGGUAAAUAGUGUGGUCUACAGCUUAUCAUGAGAUACUCUACCUCAGGCGAGCAAAACCUUGAGACUUCCUUAGUAUUAGAUUUUAUGCACCAGCUGUUAUUGACAAAUAUACACAGACCGCCACCCUUUGUCUUACCGGAGUCAGCCGUUCUAUCCUGCCGAUGUAGCGUAUAGCCCGCUAGCUGUAUGUUAUCCAUGUCGUCGUUCAGCCACGACUCUGUGAAACAUAAGAUAUUACAGUUUUUAAUGUCCCAUUGGUAGGAUAACCGUAAUCUUAGGUCAUCCAAUUUAUUCUCAAAUGAUUGAAGAUUGGCUAAUAGGAUUGACGGAAGAGGCAGUUUACUCGCCGGAACCCAUGUAUGUGACCUCUGCCCAUUUUGAAUGUAGGUCAAAACCAGGAAGCGUUGGUGACGAGGCACAUUGUAGAGUUCACCGCAGAUGUCCAGUUGGACCGUGUUCCCAUGGACGGGAGGGCCAGGCCAGUGGCUGCAGUGGUGGUGUGCGGAGGUGGGCCUGUCCUUCCACUGACAAGGUCACGUACUAGCCCUUCGACAUCAUGAUCGAUGCCAGGUCACCACACCAGGUCCCUGCAGCGCUGCUUCGGCUUCACAAUGCCAAAGGUGGCCUUCAUGAGCCAUGGCCAACACUCGUCCUCUGAGGCUGCUCGGUAUGACGGUGCAGUUUCUGCGAGCCAGACGUGUCAUUUCCAGCAUGACAGCUCAUGUUCGAACCUGGUAUAUGGUUGGAGUUCCGACCUGGUCUACGUAUUCCCGCAAAGGUCGUGAAGAUGGGGUCGUUGGCUGAUUCUUGGGUCAGCUCCUUGUGCGACACUGUGUCUUGGAGAGGUGAGUGUAGGAGGUGGAUGAGGUCCUCCUCGGAGUCAACCUAGGCAUAAGUCUGGGGGAACUGAGCGCGAAAGUAGGUCGGCCACCACAUUGUCCCUGCCCGGCGUAAACUGCAGCUUAAAGUUAUACUGCUGGAGGCGGUCUGACCAGCGGUACAUGCGGAGGGGCUUGUGACCCGACCCGGAGGUAGACACGUGAGGUAGGCUGUGAGGGCCUGGUGGUCGGUGCGCAGGGUGAAAGAACGUCCGUAGAGGUACAUGUGCCACCGCUCGCAGGCCCAGACACAUGCUAGUGCCUCCCUCUCUCCAACGGAGUACUUUUGUUCGUUGGGGCUCAAUGCGCGAGACGCGAAAGCCACCGGCUGAAGCUGAGAGAGGACCGCUCCCACUGCUGUGGCUGACACGUCACAGGUGACCAGAGUUGGGCUGGUGAGGUUAAAGUGGGCCAGGACAGGUGAAGUGGUCAGCAGUUCUUUGAGAGAGGAUGGCUUCGGGCUGACACGCGGAACCCGACAAAUUGAUAUCGACAAUUUGUCGGCAGUACCCAAAUGAGGACCUUCUAUUCUUACUGAUGGUGUCCUGCUAUAGUUAGUAGUGUAG